Messenger RNA from Drosophila nasuta, 2823 nucleotides. RefSeq lists its product as uncharacterized. The transcript is spliced from 7 exons. The record is from RefSeq and is a predicted model, not a curated record. The coding region runs from base 204 to 1643 and encodes 479 amino acids. Lineage: Eukaryota; Metazoa; Arthropoda; Insecta; Diptera; Drosophilidae.
UUAUUCUUUCACAAAUUUUCGCAGUGAGCAGAGCUCUUGAAAGUAGAAAAUAAAAAAAAGUAAAAAUUUAAUUCCUCUCUUUGAGUCGUUGUGUCGAGCAAUCUUUGGUUUUUCGCAUUCCCAUCUCCGCGCAAGUUGUUCCCAUAGCAAUAGAGUCUUAACUGUAACUGCUAGCCACAAGAAAGACACAAAGAAUCGCAAAUAUGGUUCCAGUUACAAAACCGAACACCAAGGAGGUGCAGUGCCAGCUCACUGCAUGUGAUGAAUCAAAGCUGCAACCUGAGGUCAUGUUGACCCCGAAAAGCGGACGUGUUGGUAUCUUCAAUGCCGAGGACUUUUUGUCCCGUGCCCAGAUGAAUGACAAGAUCAACAACAUCUUGCGUUCGCCCACCAAGGCUCCCAAUGGGGUUCGCCAGCGCUCUGUCUACACCAACAACAACCCAUCGCCGCAGACUUCGAUGCGCUUGUCUGGAACGGCUUCUUCGCUAUCAUCGCGCAUGAGCAGCAUGUCGCUGAACAGCGGCAGCGCAAGUGCAAGUGUGGGCACCAACACUGCCGUGUUGGCCAAGGAGUGUUCCAGCCAAACCAACGCUAGUUGUGGCGCUGGGUCGUAUCGAGGUAUUGGUAUGCCCAUGCAUCAAUCUCAACCAAUGCUAUCAGCCAUUGCUCCCGACCUGGAGCCCAUUGUCCAUGGUGCCAAAUCAAUGACUGCUCGCUUUGCUCCCUUUGGGUAUGAAAAUGCCAGCCCAUAUUGUCCGCCUCCGCAGCCACAAAUUCACCAUACACAACAGUUCCCAUCGCCGAUGCCUCCACCACCACAUGCCUUGGGGCGCGUCACCUCGCGCACCUUUGACUUUGAAAAUGCUCCACCACCACCACCACCCUGUCCUGGCUCUGGACCAAUCGCCAUGUCGAACGGCACCAUUCAACUGCGUCUACGCGAGGGUGUCCGCAUUGAUAUGACCUUAGAUAAGGCCGUCCGGGUUUUAAAUCAGCGCAGCAUGGUUGCUGUGUCUUUGUCCCGCAACGGCACCAAUUCAGCUUUAAUCCAUCCCAAUGGCCGGAUUCUCCAGAGCGGCUCGAAAGUGGAAAUUGUCACAUACGACGGCAUGAAGACCAACAAUUUUGUCCGAUAUGCCAAGAUGUGGUACAAGGGUGUGAGCUUCACUAGCGAGUCGUGCGCUUUAAUCUAUCUGGUAGACACCGCUGGAACACGCACUACAACCGACACUUUCACUGACCUAACCAAAGACUACACUCUGGCAGUGUUUUAUGACGACUCACGUCACGGUCCCUCCUUUGUGCCGGAUGCACAGGAGGUGAUUGCCAAAUCUUCGUACAGUUGCGCCGAUGACGGCACCGAAAUGUACGACAUCAAUGGUUUUCGCAUCAUUCAGGCUGCCGACGGCCUGGUAAAGGUUACUCGUCAGCAUAACAAAGGACUCAUUCGCACCAGUCCCGGUAAUGGAUCCGUUACUCUGACUACUCUUGGCAUUCAUUGCACUGCCUCAUUGGGAAAGACUUCGCAUCUGUUUUUGCGUCGCAAUGAGAAGCGCAUGCACUUCGAUGGAUCCAAUUUCAUAGUGCGCAAUGCCGGACACUCGGCUGGAUUUAAUGAGAACAACCUUUUGAUUGUCUACUAACUUGGAAAAUCUCCUAACACAACAGCACACUUCGUGGACACACACAUAAACACACAGAUCCACUGCAGUUAUUAGGGACCGUUACGCUGACCCAGCUAUUGAGAGGGAUAACAUAGAAAAAAUUGGAUAAACCAUAGAAAAAAAAAACAUGAAACUAAAAAUAAGGCUCGCAAAAAAGCGCGUGGAACGUAUAAGACAUCCUGACAACGAAAAACACAACACGUCUUGACAAAUUGCAAAUUGGAGGAAACGUGUUGAAAAACUUUACUAUCGAAUGUCAACCGAAUGGUUGGGUGAAUGAUCAUGGAUGUGUUUCGUUACUCGACGUAAGCGCAACGCAACUAAAAAGGAAUUCGUUUUUAGUUAAAUUUUCAUACUCGAACUUUUUGAUAUCCGUGAAAAAAAUGGUAUAUAACUUUGGGACCCGUGUCCACUGCCCUGCCUACUACUUGAAAACGCUGGCUAAAUUUGGCAAAUGUAAAAGCGCUAGCGUUUUAAUUUUUAAGGCUCAUUUCAAUAAUUAAAAAUCACGGAAUCUUUUAAUGCUAAAAAAACACAUACCGAAAAGCCUUAAAAAUCUUUUCAACAUGCAAUCAAAAUUGAAAACACAAGCGAUUUUCAACGCACAGCAUGAUAAAAUGUGUGUGUGUGUGCAACAAUUAGUAGGCAGUGGUCUUAAGAAAUGGCUGUCUCCGUGAUAAAGGGAAAGCGCCAGUAAUAUUUAUCGUUAACAGUUAAUGUUAAGAUUAGUUUGUAGUUUAAGCAAUCCAAUCUGUUCAUCCACACAAGAAAGUGAAUAUUGUUACAUGCUGAAUAGAAAAUUCAAAGUGUAUACAAAGUGAAUUGCAAAGUUAUAGAACACACGCAAAAGUGAGAAUACCUUAAGCAUUUAAGACAGAAUACAUACUAUUAUUUGAAAGCUGUCAUGUUGUGAAUUACAUGCACAUAAACACACAUAUAAAUAUAAAUAUCACCAACACGAUGAUAAGUAAAAACCUCUUACACAGCAAAACAACACCGUGCAAUACAAAAUAAACUUGGGCUUUUGUUCCAGUUAUGCCCAAGCCUCUUGUUGUUAUAGCCUUACGACAAUCUCCAACACCCUAAAUUCACGAGCAUGUAUGCAAAAUUAAUGUAUGUAUCUAAAUCAAUAAAAAAAAGUACUUAUAAUUAUUAAAAA